UUUAGGCAAUACCGAAAUACUGUCACAAUUUGUUUCUAUGGAUGAAUGCCAAAGUUUUGGUGCUUUUGAGUUGAGUUCCGCAGUGGGAAGAGCUGCCAUGGCAGACGCUGAUGAAAGAGCAAGGUGGUGGGAAUCUUGACUACAGACAGAAAAACGGAGCAUUUUCCUCGAUCGUAGUAAAUAGAGGAAAAGGUUUAUGCCAAGUUGGGGUUUUGUGUAAGGCUCUGUUACGGUUUUUCUAGGGUUUAAGGUGAAGGAAUAUCAUCGGAAGCGAAGGUGGUCGCUAGAGGGACGCAGAUUAACAUGCAAGCAUCCUUAGAAUUAUCUGCGGCGACCUUGAUGAAGAAACGUGGGAGGAAACCUAGUUCUCGGUCGCCGCCGCCUCUUAAUACAUGCCCGUUAUCAUUCUUCAAGGUUCUGUUAGGGGAUUUCAAAGAUGUUUUGUUUAUUCCACCCAUGGCGGCUUGCACUUUGAAAGGAUUGGCUAAGAAGUAUGUCUAUAUUGAAGAUGCUUUUGGAAAGUAUUGGAAUGUUAAGAUGUCAAUGGUAGAUGGUUCAUUGGCUUUUCAAAAUGGAUGGUGUGAUUUUGUCUCAGAUCAUUGUAUAACAGUGGGGGAGUUUGUUUUGUUUACUUACACUGGUGGAUUGAUAUUUGCUGCACGAAUAUUUGGGACUAACGCCUUGGAGAGAGUGAACUUUAAAGUGAAAAGAAGAAGAGGCAUCGCAAAAGAAAGAUGCAUUACUGAAUUAAAACCUGGUAAUGUUAGAACCUCUAAAAGGAAAAAAACUGCUCAACCUUCAGAAGAGCAACAUAGCCCAUUCGGCACUGAAGUUCAGAGAAGUUUAAAGCGGAAACAAAAAGCUGUUAAGUGUGAUUUCCCUAAGGUUCAUGUAAUUGAAAGUGAUUCUAUCUCUGAAGGAGUUCUAGAACUUUCAAGUGCAGGUGAGAAACCUCUUUAUGAUUCAAACUCCAAAGAAUCAGAGAAUGCACUUCUUGAUUCUGAACAAACAUGGCAUAAAAAUAGCGAUGCUACAGUUGGGGAACUAAACAUAAAAUCUCCUUCUGAUCUUGCAAAUUCGGACUUAGAGAACAUUGAAGCAGUUUCAAGCAAAAGCAUCAUAAACAGGAUGAGCACAUCAGAGAACGGAGCUGCUUUUCGAGAUAUUGGUGGAGUUCUGCCAUCGAAACAGACAGCCGAAGAACCCGAUGCCAUGACUAAAACUUCUACCUGGGCUGUUAAAGGUCAUUCUGAUAAUAAAGAGUGGUCAGCUGAAAUUAGUGGUUCGCAAGUGCAGAUGAACAAAGAGGAUGAUGAUAUCAGAAACAAUGGAAAGACAGAACAAGGCCUUUCACAUGACCUUGAAAUGCUGGACAGGGAGCCACCUGAUAUGAAAAUGGCUUCUCUAUCUAAUCUCAAACAUGCAGAAUGCAGUCCUAAAAUGGAGUUUAAUCUGAUUAAACCUGAGGUAAUUUCUGAGAUAGAUAGUGGUUCGCAAGUGCAGAUGAAGAAAGAGCAUGAUGCUAUCAUAAACAAUGGAAAGACAGAGCAAGGCCUUUCACAUGACCUUGAAAUGCUGGACAGUGAGUCAAAUUAUAUGAAAAUUGCUUCUCUAUCUAAUCUCGAACAUGCGGAAUGCAGUCCUAAAAUGGAGUUGAAUCUGAUUAAACCUGAGGAAAUUUCUGAGAUGGUUUUUCUCUCAGCCGAUGCAAUAUGCCACCCUACUCUUGAUGAAAAAUUAAUAGAACUUGCAACUGGAGCUAGCUUCAAUGCAAAUGAACUGGAAGAACCUUUAUGCGGAAAUUUUCAUGGGAGCUUUGACUUAGAAACUAGUGUACCAUGUCAAAAUAUCUCAGCGGUUUCCUCCAACCCCAUAUUAAACCACACCAUUGAUAAGAUGGAAAAUUUGAUGAUAAUCAGUGAAGAAUAUGGAGUUUCUCAGACCACAGGAAGUUCUACAAUAGCUGAAAGUGGGCUUCAGAGCUGUAACAAAGUUCAUGAGUGCAAAUACAAAAGUUAUCCUGAAAUUGUUAAAGGAAGUGAUUGUCAAUCUGGCAUUGCUGAUGACACCUUUUUUGAUGAGGAUGAAAAGAAUGUUACUCCUUGUUCCAGUCGGAGAUGUAAAGUCAAAAUUGAUAGAUCAGAGUCAGUUGACAUUCCAUCAUCCAGUUGUGUUGGUUUCAGUAUUUGCUUAUCUGAUGAUGUUCAGUCCUCACUUCAGGAAUUACAAAAAAAAUUGGCUUGCCAGCUAGGCAAAUUCAAACAUGAAAGGAAAAUCAUCGUGCUUCAGGAUCCAUCCUUGAGGUGCUGGCCAGUUUUGUAUCACCAGAGCAACAAAUAUAUAGGCUUCAUUGGUGGUUGGGUGGAUUUUGCCAAGGGAAAUAACAUUUGUGGAGGAGAUAUCUGCGAGUUUGAACUUAUUAACAAGAUGGAACUUAAAUUUAGAGUGCAUAUCACGAAAGCAGAAAGAUCCAAUCUUUGCUGAAAAAGUAGAAUAAACUUGAUCAGAUUUCAUGACGCAUCUUCUACUUAUCAGAAACAGCUUAGAUGGUACACUCUCAACACCCCCAUAUUGCCCAGCAUAGUAAUGUUGUCAAGCAGAUUAUAAUCUGUGUUUCUUUACCAUGCACAUUUAAGUUGUUAGGUUUCUGAAUGCAAUUUUUACAUUUUAAGUGAUAGCUUUUGGUAAGCUAAUGUGAAGUUCAGAUGUUCCAGUUUAUUAUUUUUUCUAAUAGAGUGCUUAUUAGUUGUACUAAUGGAUGCUCUGUUGUUGAUUUUAGCCUUGAGAUUGCUUGUUCUGAA
Molecule: messenger RNA, 2801 nt
Organism: Dendrobium catenatum
Lineage: Eukaryota; Viridiplantae; Streptophyta; Magnoliopsida; Asparagales; Orchidaceae
Exons: 5
Coding region: 304-2484 (726 amino acids)
Molecular function (GO): DNA binding
Source: RefSeq, a predicted model, not a curated record